AUGUUUUCACUACUAUCUGGUACCAAUACUCCUCAGUCUUCUCGUGCUUCUCCCAGUGGAAGCCCGCCCGAUUCCGCGAUGGUUUCGGACAAAGCAGAACAACAGGCAGCUGCACCCGCGCUCGCACCUACACAUCAACCCACACAACGCCGCCGCCGAAUCGUGGUAGCGAUGACCGGAGCGACAGGAGCAAUCCUAGGACUCAAGGUUCUCAUCGCACUCCGUCGUCUAAACAUCGAGACGCACCUAGUCAUGAGCAAAUGGGCCGAAGCAACCAUCAAAUACGAAACCGACUACCACCCAGCCAACGUCAAAGCCCUCGCCGACCACACUCACUCAAUCAACGACAUGGCCGCACCGAUUUCAAGUGGCUCCUUCAAAGCAGACGGCAUGAUCGUCGUGCCAUGCAGCAUGAAAACGCUCGCAGCGAUUCACAGCGGGUUCUGCGAUGACCUGAUCUCCCGCACUGCCGAUGUCAUGCUCAAAGAGCGUCGUCGCCUUGUGCUAGUCGCUCGGGAGACCCCACUGAGUGAUAUCCAUUUGCGCAAUAUGCUAGAAAUUACUCGGAGUGGGGCGAUUAUCUUCCCCCCUGUGCCGGCGUACUACAUCCGAGCUGCCUCGGUGGAUGAUCUGGUGUAUCAGAGCGUUGGGCGCAUGCUAGACUUAUUCGAUUUGGACACGGGGGAUUUCUCACGAUGGGAGGGGUGGCAGACGGAGAAAUGA
Penicillium longicatenatum is the source of this 723-nucleotide messenger RNA. RefSeq names its product UbiX family flavin prenyltransferase. The record is from RefSeq and is a predicted model, not a curated record. The transcript has a single exon. Gene Ontology annotation, molecular function: carboxy-lyase activity. Bases 1 to 723 code for a protein of 240 amino acids. NCBI's taxonomy places the organism in Eukaryota, Fungi, Ascomycota, Eurotiomycetes, Eurotiales, Aspergillaceae.